AUGGCCCAGGGGCUGCAGCACGCGGAGUUCGCUCGCGCCGGGCAGCAGGCCGGGCUGCAGGUCUGGCGCGUGGAGAACUUGCAGCUGGCGCCGGUGCCCGAGCGCGCGUUUGGAGACUUCUACGUCGGGGAUGCCUACCUGGUGCUUCACACUGCCAAGAAGGGCCGCCGCUUCACCUACCACCUGCACUUCUGGCUGGGAAAGGAAUGUACACAGGAUGAAAGUACAGCGGCUGCAAUCUUUACUGUCCAGAUGGAUGAUUAUUUGGGUGGAAAACCAGUGCAGCAUAGAGAGCUUCAAGGCUAUGAGUCGACUGAUUUUGUUGGCUAUUUCAAAGGAGGUCUGAAGUAUAAGGCUGGAGGUGUAGCAUCAGGAUUCAAUCAUGUUCUCACAAAUGACCUGACUGCUGAGAGGCUUCUGCAUGUGAAGGGGCGAAGAGUGGUCAGGGCUAUGGAAGUUCCCCUGAACUGGAAGAGUUUCAACAAAGGAGACUGCUUCAUCGUUGACCUUGGCACCGAAAUUUACCAGUGGUGUGGAUCCUCCUGCAACAAAUAUGAGCGUCUAAAGGCAAGUCAGGUUGCUAUUGGCAUUCGGGACAAUGAGCGCAAAGGAAGAGCACAACUAGUUGUGGUAGAAGACGGAAGUGAACCAAAGGAGCUUAUUAAGGUUCUAGGAAAGAAGCCAGAACUUCCAGAUGGGAGUGAUGAUGAUGAUACAAUUGCAGACAUGACUAACAGGAAGAUGGCCAAGCUUUACAUGGUUUCAGAUGCCAGUGGGUCUAUGAGAGUGAGUGUGGUAGCCGAAGAAAACCCCUUUUCCAUGGCCAUGCUGCUUUCUGAAGAAUGCUUUAUUUUGGACCAUGGUACAGCAAAACAAAUUUUUGUUUGGAAAGGGAAAGAUGCUAAUCCCCAGGAGAGAAAGGCUGCAAUGAAGACAGCUGAAGAAUUUCUACAGCAAAUGAAUUAUUCUACCAAUACUCAAAUUCAAGUUCUUCCAGAAGGAGGUGAAACACCAGUUUUCAAACAGUUCUUUAAGGACUGGAGAGAUAAAGAUCAGAGUGAUGGCUUUGGGAAAGUGUAUGUCACAGAGAAAGUUGCUCACAUAAAGCAAAUUCCAUUUGAUGCUUCCAAAUUGCACACUUCCCCACAGAUGGCUGCACAGCACAACAUGGUGGACAAUGGUUCUGGCAAAGUGGAGAUUUGGCGAGUGGAAAGCAAUGGUAGGGUCGAAAUUGAUAAAAACUCAUAUGGUGAAUUCUAUGGUGGUGAUUGUUACAUUAUUCUCUACACUUAUCCCAGAGGACAAAUUAUCUACACAUGGCAAGGCGCCAAUGCGACUCGUGAUGAGCUGACCACAUCUGCAUUCCUGACUGUUCAACUGGAUCGGUCUCUUGGGGGACAGGCCGUACAGAUCCGUGUGUCCCAAGGCAAAGAACCAGCCCACCUGUUGAGCUUGUUCAAAGACAAACCUCUCAUUAUUUACAAGAAUGGAACAUCAAAGAAAGAAGGCCAGGCCCCUGCUCCCCCUACACGCCUCUUUCAAGUCCGUAGAAACCUGGCAUCUAUCACCAGAAUCAUCGAGGUAGAAAUUGAUGCCAAUUCACUGAAUUCCAAUGAUGUUUUUGUCUUGAAACUGCCACAAAACAAUGGUUAUACCUGGAUAGGAAAGGGUGCUAGCCAGGAUGAAGAAGACGGAGCUGAGUAUCUAGCUAAGGUUCUGAAAUGCAAAACUACAAAGAUUCAGGAAAGUGAAGAACCAGAGGACUUCUGGAAUUGCCUUGGAGGGAAAAAAUGUUAUCAGACCUCACCACUGCUCGAGACCCAGACUGAAGAUCAUCCUCCUCGUCUCUAUGGCUGCUCCAACAAAACGGGAAGAUUCAUUAUUGAAGAAGUUCCUGGAGAGUUCACCCAAGAUGACUUAGCUGAAGACGAUGUCAUGCUGCUAGAUGCUUGGGAACAGAUUUUUAUUUGGAUUGGCAAAGACGCCAAUGAAGUUGAAAGAGCAGAAUCGCUAAAGUCUGCCAAAAUGUACCUUGAGACGGAUCCUUCUGGACGAGACAAGAGAACACCUAUUGUCAUCAUAAAACAGGGUCAUGAACCCCCCACAUUCACGGGUUGGUUCCUAGGCUGGGACUACAACAAGUGGUAA
Messenger RNA from Suncus etruscus (white-toothed pygmy shrew), 2148 nucleotides. It is a transcript of the gene SCIN, whose product is annotated as scinderin. NCBI's taxonomy places the organism in Eukaryota, Metazoa, Chordata, Mammalia, Eulipotyphla, Soricidae. The record is from RefSeq and is a predicted model, not a curated record. Gene Ontology annotation, molecular function: phosphatidylinositol-4,5-bisphosphate binding; actin filament binding. Gene Ontology annotation, biological process: actin filament severing; actin polymerization or depolymerization; barbed-end actin filament capping. Bases 1 to 2148 code for a protein of 715 amino acids. The transcript is spliced from 16 exons. Gene Ontology annotation, cellular component: cytoplasm; actin cytoskeleton.